AUGGCGCAGAAAUGUGUUCGCCAGGGCUGCGGCAAGGAGUUUACUGACGUGGAAGAGGAGUGCCAUUACCACCCUGGUCCACCUGUCUUCCACGAGGGGCAGAAAGGAUGGAAGUGCUGCAAGCCACGAGUAUUGACUUUCGACGAAUUCAUGGAGAUUCCUCCUUGUACGACGGGCACACAUUCUACCACUGAGAAGCCCCCUCCAGUGGAAGAGAAGCCUCAGAUCGACGAAGCCGCCUUGGCAAAGAAGAUUGAAGAGGCCAGUGUAUCCGCCCCAGCUCGAUUGCCGAUCCAACCAGCACAACACAUUCCCACCCCUCCGCCCCCGCCCCCAGAUUCCGAGGAUGACGAUCCGAGCUUGGAUAUUCCUGACGGAGCUGAAUGUCGCCGAAAGGGAUGCAGCAUCAAAUACAAGAAGGGAUCCGCGAGGGAAGGAGAAGAAUGUGUGCACCACCCUGGUGUCCCUAUUUUCCAUGAGGGUAGCAAGGGCUAUUCAUGCUGCAAGAGGAGGGUGCUAGAGUUUGACCAAUUCAUGAAAAUUGAGGGCUGCAAGACCAAAGACAAGCAUCUAUUUGUUGGCAGUGGGAAGAAGGACACUCCCGAGUCAGGUAGCGAAGAGAUUCUGGCCACAGUCAGGCACGACUUCUACCAGACCCCUACACAGGUCAUUGCAUCAUACUUCUUGAAGAAGAUCAAGAAGGAGACAGCCAAGGUCGAUUUCAAGGGAAAGGAAAUUGACUUGGACCUUACGACAAGCGAUCCCACGCCCAAGCGAUAUACGGCAACCGUGCCGCUAUUUGGCGAAAUUGACUCUGAAAAAUCAUCAUUCAAGAUUCUCGGCACGAAGCUAGAGCUUGUUCUUGUUAAGGCUGAUGGAGCUUCUUGGCCGGUUCUGCGAAGCGAUGAGCAGCUGACGGGCGAGAUUCUCCAGAUAGGCCGUGCUGGCAAAGUAUAG
Messenger RNA from Trichoderma asperellum CBS 433.97, 957 nucleotides. RefSeq lists its product as uncharacterized. The record is from RefSeq and is a predicted model, not a curated record. NCBI's taxonomy places the organism in Eukaryota, Fungi, Ascomycota, Sordariomycetes, Hypocreales, Hypocreaceae.